This is a messenger RNA of Ruditapes philippinarum (Manila clam), 2726 nucleotides long. RefSeq names its product GPI mannosyltransferase 4-like. Gene Ontology annotation, biological process: GPI anchor biosynthetic process. The record is from RefSeq and is a predicted model, not a curated record. Gene Ontology annotation, molecular function: alpha-1,2-mannosyltransferase activity. Lineage: Eukaryota; Metazoa; Mollusca; Bivalvia; Venerida; Veneridae. Bases 597 to 2588 code for a protein of 663 amino acids. The transcript has 3 exons. Gene Ontology annotation, cellular component: endoplasmic reticulum membrane.
CUCCAAGCGGCGAUUCGUCCCACGUAGUGACGUAAAUAGUCACUAAAUGAACACGUCUUAAAUUCUUAAUCAUGUGUUGUUGAAAAUUUGCAGCCUUUGCAUAUUUAAUCAAAACGUUUUGCACAGCGUAAAUGUAUAAAGAAUUUCAGACACGGUUUCUUUUCCCAAAACGUUUCCUCCCUGAAAGUUUUCUGACUAUCUUCUAGUCAAAAUAUAUUGACGUGCCAAAGCUUGAUUCUGAGAUAUUUUCGUUCUGGGGCAGAAUCUUGCUUUUAGAGGCCAGUUAUUGCCCAGACAUGAAAAUAGCACAAUAUCUCGUCGCGCAGUACAAUUAGUUGGACUAACUAACUUCAAAUAUGCAGAAGGUUCUCUUCCCUGUUUUUUUUGUUGUUUUUUUUUUAAUUCACGUGUCUAUCUUUUUAAGUAUUAAGGGAUUUAAAGCAUUACAAAGUUUCCCAUACAAUUACAAGGGGGAACAAGAUACUUCACCUCCCAGACACUUGCGAAUUAAUAACGCUUCACCCCCACUGACGAUUCACCUGACACUUUAGUGAUGAUUCACCCAAGAUGAAUUUGAAGUGGAAUAUUGGUUAACAAUGUCAUAUGUGUUGCUGUUUCUGUUGGUAUUCAGGUUGGGUUGGGCUGUGCUGCCACAAAGUGGAUAUAUACACCCAGAUGAAUUCUUCCAGACUGUAGAAGUUGUUGCUGGGGAUGCAUUAAAUAUAAGUGUUGUACAAACCUGGGAAUUUACAUCUGCAUACCCCCUACGAAGUGCCGUGCUACCUCAGAUUUUGUUCCAUCCAAUGUUCAAGCUUCUAAAGUAUGCUGAUGAAAGAUCAAGCUUCUCCAUGACAGGAUGUCAUCUUGUAACAAGCUACCGUCUGCUUAUGGCAGUUUUGAGCCUAUGGAUUGAUAUCUGCGUAUAUAAGAUUUGCAAGGUCAUUGGACUUCAAGGUCAUUCUGCCAACGUGUUAUUAGCAAGCUCUUAUGUGACCUUGACCUAUCAAACACACACGUUUUCAAAUUCAUUUGAAACUUUGUUAUUUGUUACCCUGAUCUUGCUGAUUCUUAUAUGUAUGAGAAAAGACAAAAUUAACUCAUUCUCAAGAGCAAGUUUCCAUUUAGAUAACAUCACUGAUAAAACAGUAGCUGAGGGAUACUUUGAGGAUGCAAGUUCAGACACUGAAGAUUUAAAUUCUUCUUUAAAUGAUUUACAUAAAAAUGCCUUUAAUUUAAGGAACAGAAAUAAGAUAGUUGAUAAUGAAGUAGAAUUAAAGAGAGAAGGAAUAUUUAACAAACCAGAAAUGAGGUUUCAAUUUGAAAACUAUUCAGAAAAAGUGGAAAAACACAAUGAAAGACAUGUAAAGGACUUGAAAAAAGGUGUUCAAACUAGUAAUGUGUACAUUUAUAUAAGUGUUAUGGCACUAGUUGUUACUGUAGGCAUAUUUAAUCGUCCAACAUUUGUAAUUUUUGCUUUUCUUCCACUUUUUUGGUGGGCAAAAAAGCAUCCAACAGGUGAAAUAUAUGUUUUUAAAAGGGCAGCAGUUUUUAUAUGUACAGGCAUUUUGUUAUCUUUUGUAUUUGUUAUAAUGGAUACAGCAUAUUUUACUGGCUUUGAUAUUACAUCAUUACUUAGUGUAGACGGCUGGCAGAAUAUGUUGAAAAAGUGUGUCAAAACUCCUCUAAAUUUUGUGCUGUACAACAGCAUGUCUGUAAAUCUAGCAGAACAUGGAUACCAUCCAUUUUAUCUACAUUCAAUGGUAAACAUGCCUCUACUUUUUGGCCCAAUGUUUUUUUACUUAACUCGACAUUUAAUUAAUAAUGCGCUUAUUCUCUUGAAAAUAACAAAAUCAGAUGAAGGGACUAUGCAAGUCAGUAAGACACAGCCUCGUCAACGAGAAGAUAAAUGCCAAAAUAAACUGAAAAGUGAUUUUGAGAGAAUGUUAGGGAUAUUCAUUCUAUUCCCUAUUAUGGUAUUGUCAUUUUUUCCUCAUCAAGAAGCCAGGUUUCUUAUUCCUCUGCUACCACUUGUUGUGAUUAGUGUUGCUAUUUUUAGUACCAAACUUAGUAAAUUAUUCUGGUUAACUUUUGUAGUUUUUAACCUUGUAUUGAGUGUGGUAUUUGGCACACUGCACCAGGGUGGUGUUAUUCCUAGCCUUAUGAAACUGCAAACAAUGAUACAAAAAGAAUUUCAGGAAAAUGACAGUACCUCAAUCACAUUAAUAUACUCUCAUACCUAUAUGCCACCAAAACAUGUGUUAUUAAAUCAUAUGUCAAAUCUUGAAUUGAUAGAUUUAAAGGGAAGUAAUUUUCAAUCUGUGAUAGAUGAAAUAGAAAAAAAGAAAAUCUCCAAAUUAAAAGUUACAAACUCUGAUGUAAUUAAAAGUGUGGAAAAAAAGAUUUUUGUAUGUAUACCAGGUUCCCUUGUAGAAGAAUUUAAACUAAAAUGCAAUGGAUUGUAUAGCAUAAAAUCAGAAGAAUUAUUUUUUCCCCAUUUAUCAUUUGAAGAUCCACCAAAUGUAACUUUAACUGGAACAUUUGAAAGUUUAUAUGAUAUGAUGUCACUUCAUUUGAUAGAAAUUGACUAAUCAGUUUCCAUUUAAUAUACAUUGUAUUAUAACUUGUAUGUGUUGUAAUUUUUGUUACCUAUGCAAGAUACUUUUGUUGUCACUUUUUCUGGAUACAAUACAUUUGUCUCUAAAUGUAAUAAAUAAUUUUAAAACACC